Molecule: messenger RNA, 1646 nt
Organism: Camellia sinensis
Lineage: Eukaryota; Viridiplantae; Streptophyta; Magnoliopsida; Ericales; Theaceae
Gene: NDL2
Product: N-MYC downregulated-like 2
Source: RefSeq, a predicted model, not a curated record
AGAAAAUAAGAGACAGACACAGAUAGAUAUAUGUACAUACAUGCAUACAUACAAAUAUAUAUACGCAAAUCUAGAGAGAGAAAGAUAAGUAGAUUCGUAUAUAAGCCAAUGGAAGCCAAAUCCAAUGCUUCUCAAAUUUAACACAGAGAGAGAGACAGACAGACAGACAGAGUGAGAGAGAGAAGGAGAAGCCUCUGCCAAUGGCGGAUUCAAGCGACUCUGUUUCCGUUGACAUGGACAUUCUCUUUCAUGGUGGAAAGGAACACCUCAUAAAAACUGGCUGUGGUUCGGUGUCUGUUACUGUGUUUGGAGAUCCAGACAAGCCAGCUCUUGUUACUUAUCCUGAUGUAGCAUUGAAUCAUGUGUCUUGCUUUCAAGGGUUGUUCUUUUGUCCAGAUGUAUUUUCCUUGCUGCUACACAACUUCUGCAUUUACCAUAUUAGUCCUCCUGGGCAUGAGUUAGGUGCGGCUGUGAUUAAGCAUGAUGACCCAUUGUUAUCUGUGGAUGACUUAGCAGAUCAGAUUGCUGAGGUUCUUGAUUAUUUUGGACUCGGUGCAGUGAUGUGCAUGGGGGUGACUGCUGGAGCUUAUAUCCUAACCUUGUUUGCUAUCAAAUAUAAACAACGGGUUCUUGGUUUGAUACUCGUCUCUCCUCUAUGCAAAGCACCAUCGUGGACAGAAUGGUUGUAUAACAAGGUGAUGUCAAAUUUACUUCACUUUUAUGGCAUGUGUAGCCUGGUGAAGGAGUUAUUGCUUAUGCGAUACUUCAGCAAGGAAGUUCGUGGUAAUUUGGAAGUACCAGAAUCAGAUAUAGUUCAAUCAUGCAGAAGAUUGCUGGAUGAGAGGCAAAGUCCAAAUGUUUUGCGGUUUCUUGAAGCUAUUAAUGAGAGACCAGACAUCACUGAAGGGCUGAAGAAACUACAAUGCCGGUCUUUAAUAUUUGUCGGGGAAAACUCUUCUUUCCAUGCAGAGGCUCUACACAUGACUUCAAAACUAGAUAGAAGAUAUAGUGCAUUAGUUGAGGUUCAGGCGUGUGGGUCGAUGGUGACGGAAGAGCAACCCCAAGCCAUGUGGAUACCUGUGGAAUACUUCCUCAUGGGAUACGGCUUUUACCGGCCAUCCCCAUCUCAGUUCAAUGUCAGCCCGAGAAGCCCAUUGAGUCCAACCUCCCUCUCUCCAGAGCUUUUCUCACCAGAGAGCAUGGGCUUGAAGCUAAAACCGAUAAAAACACGAAUCUCCAUCGAAGUUUGAAUGAAGGUAAAAAUGUAGGAGCAAGAUUUUGUUUUCUAUAUAUCAAGAAAGAGUUUGUAUUUUCACUUGUUUGGAUGGGCAGUGUGGAGGAAAUUACUGGAGGAUUGUAGAUAAGAAACAAAAGAGAGGUAGAAAGCAUAAGUUGAUAAUAAAAAAAAGAGGGGUUUGUAUUCUUUCAUUUGUAGUCAUAAGGUUGUGUUUGGAUCUUUGAUUUGUGCGGAAAAAAGAAAAGAGAAGAAAAAUUAGCGUAAGUUAAUUAUUUUCUUUUUCUCUAUAAAUUUAAGAUCUGGACACUGUAUAGAUGUUAGUUAAGGACUGUGUUAUGUGUACAUCCUCGAAAUAAUUUAAUAAGAAAACAAUAUUUAAUAAGAGGUAGUAGGUGAACUUUUGGUUUCU